Messenger RNA from Adineta ricciae, 1125 nucleotides. NCBI's taxonomy places the organism in Eukaryota, Metazoa, Rotifera, Eurotatoria, Adinetida, Adinetidae. The record is from the annotation of a GenBank genome assembly.
AUGACAUUGAAUAUCUCGCCUUCCACAUUCGAAGAUCUCAGUGAUGAUAUUAUCAUGGAUAUUUUCGAUUUGCUUGAUCCACCUGUUUAUAUUUAUCAUUCAUUCCUGAAUUUAAAUCGCCGUUUCAAUCGAAUUAUUAGUGAUGCACGUUUAUUAAUUUCACUUGAUCUAAGUCAGUUAACUAGUCCAGCGAAUUUUGCGUAUCAUUGUCAAGUGAUGUUAUCAAAAAUGUCGAAGCAGCUCAUCUCAUUACGUCUAUCAAAUGAACAGAGAUUCUAUGCACAGAUCCAACAAUUCAUCACACACGUGCGUUUAGGACACUUUCAAGCACUACGACAAUUGGCAUUGAUACAAAUCACAUUCGAUCAAUUGCGACGAAUGCUCGCUGAUAUUUUGUCACUAAACAAACUUAUUCGAUUGGAUAUUGAUAUGUUCGACAUUUCCGGUGUAGCUCCAAGUGAAUUGAAUGUCGUCGCAAAUGCAUUGUUAAGUAAAUCUUCUUCUAUACAAUGUUUAAAUCUUCGUUUCAAUCGUGAAAUCAUUAUUUGUGAAUCGGUUUCAUCAUCAAUGCGACAUUUGACACUCGAUGCAUGCUACUCUUCUGAUCUUCCUCAUUUAUUAUCUCUUUGUUCAAAUCUCUCGUCAUUGACUGUGAAAGUUGAACAAUCUCGUCGUCGAUUCCCUCUCUUGAAUCUAACAAAUUUCGAUCAACCAAUCCAUCGACAGCCGCUCUCGUCGAUCAUGUGUUCGUAUUUAACAUAUUUUUCGCUUGAUAUUAAUGACUUAACCUUAUCCGACGUGAAAAAGUUUCUUCCGGCAAUGCCAUAUUUAUCUCAUUUUCGUUUGGAAGGUUUGACCUAUGAUAUUGACUUUUCCAAAGGUGAUCUCUGGGAGAAUAUUUUCGAGAAUCAAACCAAAAAACUAACGCAAUUCUCCAUCUCUGGAUUACGCAUCUGGUUAGGCAACAAUGCCGAUGACGAUGAAGAUAAUCAUAAUCUAAUCGCACAAAUCAUCCAGUCAUUUGAUACAAAUCACAGAUAUUGGGGCAAAUAUUGGUCCGUCCAUCAAACACAUAAACUUCGACCGAAUCAUCUCAAUCUAACACUACAUGCUAAAAGUCUCUAG